Molecule: messenger RNA, 3621 nt
Organism: Argiope bruennichi
Lineage: Eukaryota; Metazoa; Arthropoda; Arachnida; Araneae; Araneidae
Gene: inaE
Product: diacylglycerol lipase-alpha-like
Exons: 18
Coding region: 102-3368 (1088 amino acids)
Biological process (GO): lipid metabolic process
Cellular component (GO): dendrite membrane; postsynaptic membrane
Source: RefSeq, a predicted model, not a curated record
AAGUUCUGGUUUGCGCUGACGAUCCCGCCGCAGUAAGCUUCAGUAGCGAGAGUAAAGAAGGGGGUCCCUAUGCAACGACGACCCCCUUGAACUGACCAGCAAUGCCGGGCAUCGUCGUUUUCAAGAGAAGAUGGUCGGUGGGGUCAGACGACUUUGUUGUCCCAGCCGUCAUUCUUCUACUGCUGCACACCGCAUGGCUCAUUGUUCUGGCUGUGGUCCUGUCCGUUGUCGAUUUCAACGACGAUUCCCCAUGUGUUGUAGAUCUUUACGAACACGUUUUGGGCUAUAUGGUAAUUUUAUCAGGAUGUGUAGUAGUCGAAGCUUUCAUCUCCUGGGUCAGUAUGAGAGGAACUAUCCUCAUUACCGCUCCCAGAACAUCCAUGCAGUAUCUCCUCUAUGUUCGACUUGGUAUACUGGUUGUGGAAUUCGCCUGGCUGGUUGUUGGAGUAGUUUGGUUAGUGAAACAUUACAAUACAUGCCCCGUUGGGUUAGCUAAGAGAGCCAUAUUAGGCAUCGUCAUAUGCAACUGGUGCGUGCUUAUAAGCGUCUUGAUUACCACCUGGUGCACUUUCGAUGCAGCUGGACGAUCCUGGGUAAAAAUGAAGCAGUACCAAAUGAGCAUGAAGCAGAAGGAAAUUGAACGUGGACAUAAGAAAUUUGAAAAACCGAGAGUUAGAAGGUCUGGAACAAGUCACAGGAACUGGAGACACAGGAAAGCUAUGAGAGAGUACCAAGACAGCUGGAAUAGAAGAUGCCGCCUGCUGUUUUGCUGCAUUGGACAUUCCGAUCAACAAAGGAAUAAUUUUGCGGAUAUUGCCAAGCUCUUAUCGGACUUCUUUCGAGAUCUGGACGUGGUUCCUUCGGAUGUAGUGGCCGGUCUUGUACUCCUCCGAAAAUUGCAAAGACUUGAAAGGCAGCAAACAGUUGACAAGGCUGAUGAUGACACUUAUCAGUUUCUUUCUGGUGUUCCAAUCACUCCAGCUACAAAGUUUCUUGAUAUUACUCAUCCUGCUGUUGCGGAUGAAAUUUUGACCAUAACUCACUAUUUCCACUACGCAUUGGCUAUCUACGGUUGGCCUAUGUUUAUGAUGGUUCAAAGCAAAACAGCUUGCUGCCAACUUUGCCCUUACUUAAGGUGCUAUUGCUUUUCGACGGAAGAGAAAAAGAGAUAUGACUCUGCGACUGUGGUUGACGAUAACUGUUGUUUUUGCAAUUAUGCAGCCCUUCGUCGACUCUGUCGAGAAUAUAACAUGGAGAUUAUCUUCGUAACAUACCAUGUGGAGAUUGGAGAAACACCAUUUUUUGUUGCUCUUGAUCAUGAAAAACGUACAGUUGUGAUCUCAAUAAGAGGAACACUUUCCUUGCAGGAUGUCGUCACCGAUUUAAAUGCAGAAGCAGAUCAGCUUCCUACAGAGCCUAGACACGACGAUUGGCUAGGCCAUAAGGGGAUGAUUCAAGCAGCUGAAUACAUCCGCCAAAAACUGAAUGAGGAAGGAGUCCUCACUCAGGCCUUCAACCACAGCCCUGAGAAAGGAACACAUAACUAUGACCUUGUACUUGUUGGACAUUCCCUCGGGGCCGGAGCAGCGUCCAUUUUGGCCAUUUUGUUACGCAGUGACUACCCCAACUUAAUUUGUUACGCCUAUUCUCCUCCUGGUGGUCUUCUCAGCCUUCCUGCUGUUGAAUACACAAAAGAAUUCAUAAUAUCCGUGGUGUUGGGUAAAGAUGUCGUUCCUAGGAUUGGAUUGCAUCAAAUGGAAGCUUUGCGCUCAGAUCUCAUAAAUGCUAUUAAGAAGAGCCAGGAUCCAAAAUGGAAAAUUAUAAUGGGCGGCGUUUUCUGUUGCUGCCCCGAAGACCUGAAAUUCGAUUCCAUGGAAGGAUUUGGGGACAAAUCCAACUUUCGAGACGUGACAACGCAUCCCAGUGAUUCAUCAAUAGCUCUGACUGUUCAUCAGCCUUUAUAUCCACCAGGAAGAAUCAUACAUAUUGUUCGAAACCACCCGAAGAAAGAAGACCAAAAAUAUGAAACUAAAUGGAGAAAAUUCGUGAAAAAACACGAUCCUGUUUAUCAAGCACUAUGGGCAGACAAUGUGGAUUUUGAUGAAGUUUUGAUUUCUCCCGUAAUGGUUCAAGAUCAUAUGCCAGACAAAGUUCUCGAUGCUUUAGAAAAGCUGUUGAUAAAUACUGGGCCGGCAAAGCCACAGAGACAAUUCUCAGAAGCUGAUCGACGCCAAUUUACUAAUAUAGAAACAACCGAAUUAGGAGCACGUACACCACCACAUCGAUUAGUUUUAGAAACAAGUUUCACUGAUCUUCAGCCAGAAAGCGAGGGAACGAUUACUGGACAUAAUGAACAUCCUCAAUCAAAUAGUAACUGGGAUUAUAACAACGCAGGCGGCGCAGAAGCAUCCAAUGGUUCCAAAGAAUCUGAUAUGGAGAAGAAGGAUUGGAUGCGAAUGGCUCCAUUAGCUUCCCCUGAAACUUUAUCCGAUGUUUCCAGCAUUUCUUCGAAGGGAAGUAGUCAAAAGGCAAACAACGGAAACAGACUUUCAUGGGGAGGUGUUCCCACCAUGGAACCUAUUGCACAGUCACCAGCAGUACAAAGACCUAAUUCAGACUCUUUGGCCAUUGAUUUAAGCGCAUGUUCGUCUCACACAUUGAGAGUGGAUUCUGGAACUGAUUUUGAAGACAGCAGUAUUAAUGAUCCAAUGUGUUACAAAGUGGUUACUGAAGCAACUGUAGAAAUAAACACUAUGCGAGAAGAUUUACACUCUUCGCAUUUAAUGGAUCCAUCUCGGCUCUGUUUAGAUAUUGAAGGUAUAAAAGAAAACGUACAAUAUAUGAAUGGAGGACGUAAUAUAUUUGGAGCAGAUAGUACUUACGCAAGUACAAGUACAGAACAAACCAUUGAAAGGCUUUUCACUCCCCAUGAGCCAAAACGAGUUACUUUCGACUUGUAUGACACUCAAAAGAUGGCAAGAGAAGUAUCUGAAGACAGCAUGUAUAAUUCCGGUGAAUCUUUUGUUCCAACAUAUCCAGAAUACAGUAACCAACAGGAAUAUGGAAGUCAUGGAUAUAUGUAUACUCCAUGUGGUUAUGCCAGUUACAGUCCCAUAUCAUCACCUACAAUGGAACACUCAAUAUCAGAUGUACAGCUUUUCAAAAUAUCUGAACAACCAACUGUGCACAAAUCUUCCAAAGAUAAAGAUACACCCAAAGCACAAGAAAUGCCACCUGUCCAUGAAGAACCAAUAAUAACAUCGUCACCAAGAAAAUCUCACCAAAAAAAUGUUGUCAUUGAUGUAGAAGUGUCAAAACCAUCAAAUUGCGGUGACUAUAAGGAACCACCAACUGAAAGCAGCUUAUAGUCAAUGAUUGUUUCUCAAUGACAUAUUUCUUGCAAGUUUUUCCUGUUCUUCCACGUGACAGGUCAAUCGACCAUGUGAUACUAUUCAAAGUGCAGGAUUUAUGUCAGUUAAGAAUUUUUCCUCACUGGCACUCAAGUGCAAAUGUAAUAUACUUUAGUAUGGCUAACUGCCAUGCAAUCUUUUGAAUUCCUAGUCAUUCCAAAACGAGUUUUGAAGUUGAUUUCUGUGAAACCAAGUUUUCGAAAUUAUCUAU